Messenger RNA from Aplysia californica (California sea hare), 430 nucleotides. RefSeq lists its product as uncharacterized. Gene Ontology annotation, cellular component: plasma membrane. Bases 2 to 415 code for a protein of 137 amino acids. Gene Ontology annotation, biological process: regulation of signal transduction. NCBI's taxonomy places the organism in Eukaryota, Metazoa, Mollusca, Gastropoda, Aplysiida, Aplysiidae. The record is from RefSeq and is a predicted model, not a curated record. The transcript is spliced from 2 exons.
CAUGAGUCUGUGCAAGGAGUACUUCCAGUCGCCCGACAGCCCCGAGGUCCCCCUGAAGCACCUGCCCACCCCGGGUGCCGUGUCCCCCUCCCCCGCGCUCACCGGCCACGCCCACUCCACCCGGAAGGACAUUGUACAGCUGAUCCGGGAACUGGAGGAGUCCAAGGGCUUCUUGCAGCGUCUGGCGGACAGUCUGUGCCGCGUGCCCGUGCUCUACGACCAGGAGAUGCAGAGUGAUACCUGCUGGAACGGCUCGGCUGUCGGGAGGUACAUGAAAUCAGUCCCAGAGGCCAACAUGAUCAGCCAGGUGAAGCACAACUCCGAGGUGACCGUCACUCUGCUAGUGGACAGAGGCAUUCUGCUCAUCAAGGACACGCUCACCCACAUGAGACGGGUGAGUAAAUAUCACUUAUAAACGCAUACGCAUACA